AGCAAAGGCAGCUUUUGGAGCGUGUGGCCGGCUUAUUUGCUAGCAGGACUGGUCGGUGAUUCUCCAGGGCAGCCAUGGCAGAGCCACAGCCAGCGUCCAGUGGCCUCACUGAUGAGGCUGCCCUCAACUGCUGCUCUGCCCCAGACCCAAGCACCGAGGAUUUGCUACUGCAGCAAACGAUGCUAAGAAUUAAGGAUCCUAAGAAGCCCCUGGAUUUUUAUACGAAGGUUCUUGGACUGAUGCUUCUCCAGCAGCUUGACUUUCCUCCUAUGAAGUUCUCGCUCUAUUUCUUAGCAUACGAGGAUAAGAAUGAUAGCCUCAAGGACAAGAUGGAGAGGACAGCAUGGACUUCUACCAGAAAGGCUACCCUGGAGCUCACACACAACCGCGGCACUGAAGAUGAUGAGACCCAGAGUUAUCGCAACGGCAACUUGGACCCUCAGGGAUUUGGUCACAUUGGCAUUGCCGUUCCUGAUGUCUAUGGGGCCUGUAAGAGAUUUGAAGAACUAGGUGUCAAGUUUGUGAAGAAGCCUGAUGAUGGGAAAAUGAAAGGUCUGGCAUUCAUUCAAGAUCCUGACGGCUCCUGGAUUGAAAUUCUGAUCCUAACAAAAUAG
Rattus rattus (black rat) is the source of this 614-nucleotide messenger RNA. RefSeq names its product lactoylglutathione lyase-like. The record is from RefSeq and is a predicted model, not a curated record. Lineage: Eukaryota; Metazoa; Chordata; Mammalia; Rodentia; Muridae. Gene Ontology annotation, molecular function: metal ion binding; lactoylglutathione lyase activity. Bases 75 to 614 code for a protein of 179 amino acids. The transcript has a single exon.